UACUACAUGAUUCUUUUCCCAAAAGAUGGAUCAGAACUACCAACUACAUAAUUAUGUUGGUAUAAGAAGUGCAUUUUUCUCUGAAGUUGGCCUUGGGAUCUCAGGCAACACCAUUCUUCUUCUCUUCCUCAUCUUCACAUUUCUUCUCCAGCACAGGCUUAAGCCUAUCGACCUGGUCAUUGGUCUCUUGGCCCUAAUCCACCUGGGGAUGAUGAUAAUUGUGGUGUAUACAGCUACAAACUCUUUUGUGUCUCAGGACUUUUGGGAUGACAUCAAAUGUAAAUCCAUAAUCUAUUGGCACAGGUUUUUCAGGGGCUUCUCUAUUUGUGCCACCUGCCUGCUUAGUGUCCUCCAGGCCAUCACCCUCAGCCCCAGAAGCUCCUGCUUGGCCAAGUUUAAACAUAAAUCCCCACAGCAGACCCUGUGUUUUCUUGUUUUCUUGUGGGCCUUCUACAUGUCCUUGAAUACUCACUUCUCAUUGUCUUCUACUGCCAUUCCAAAUGUGACCUCAAAUGUCAUUGUGUUUAUUACUGAACCCUGCAAAAUUGUACAAAUGAGUUAUUUCCUCAGGCAUUUAUUUUCUGUAUUUGGUGUAUUCCGGGAUGUCUUUCUUAUAGGACUUAUGGCUCUCUCAAGUGGAUACAUGGUGGUUCUCUUGUGCAGGCAUAAGAGGCACUUUCAGCACCUUCACAACACCAGCCUUUCUCUAAAAGCAUCCCCUGUGCAGAGGGCCACCAGGACCAUCCUCUUGCUUAUGAGCUUCUUUGUGCUCAUGUACUGUUUGGACAGCAUCUUCUCCUCCUCAAGAACUAUGUGGAGCAAUGAUCCUGUCUGUUAUUAUAUCCAUUUGAUGAGGGCCACCAGGACCAUCCUCUUGCUUAUGAGCUUCUUUGUGCUCAUGUACUGUUUGGACAGCAUCUUCUCCUCCUCAAGAACUAUGUGGAGCAAUGAUCCUGUCUGUUAUUAUAUCCAUUUGAUGGUGGCCAAUGGCUAUGCCACAACAUGCCCUUGGCUGCUAAUCCGUAAUGAAAAACAAAUUAUUAACUUCUGGAAAUCUUUCUUGGUGAAGAUGGAACAUAUUUAACUACUGAUGAUAGAUAAGUUUCCCUAAUCUGCCAAUACACUGGCUUUUGAACAAUUAAAUCACAGCAUAGAAUGUAUGCUCUCUGGAUUAAGAGACUAUGGGCAUAUGCAUGUUGGGUUAAAUGUGUUACUUUGAGACAUGUGAAUAACAAAUAUAUUAUAGAAAUGUCAAUGUCAUACCUUUUUGAAA
This is a messenger RNA of Ictidomys tridecemlineatus (thirteen-lined ground squirrel), 1273 nucleotides long. NCBI's taxonomy places the organism in Eukaryota, Metazoa, Chordata, Mammalia, Rodentia, Sciuridae. The record is from RefSeq and is a predicted model, not a curated record.